GUUCUCUCAUUUCUUGUCCAAUGGGAUACUUUAACGCAGACCCGAUGAGUGGGUAAUGUCGGUUGGGGAAGAACUCCCAUAACCCGAAGCCCCAUUCCCGGCUCCGAUCGAUCGAUCUCCCAAAAUCCGAUAACCCUUUGCGUUUUAUGGGUUUUGGGGGAUCGUCGUGAUGGGGUGCGUCAGCUCCAAGCAGGCACGCUCCGACAUCCUCCCCCGUCGCGAUUCUUUCUCCGGCCGGAAUGGCGGCGGCGGAAAUAGAUCACGGUCGUCUUCCUCGUCUCAGUUGUCGGGUUUGGAUAAGGGCAAAUCCGGCGGGCUCGUAGUCUCCAAGGAGGAGCCUGAGAAGGACAAACAGGCGGAACCCACCGGAUUUUCUUCCUCCUCCGCCGCCCGCCGACAGUCCGGGAAUUUGACGGUGUUGAAGAAGGAGAACUCCAAAAAUAACGACGCUUCGUUUAGCUUUAACUACGUUGGGAGGUUACCGGCAGGCGAGUCUGUCACUGCCGGCUGGCCCGCCUGGCUCUCUUCCGUCGCCGGAGACGCCAUUGACGGUUGGCUUCCCCUUAGAGCUGACAUGUUUCAGAGAUUAGAUAAGAUUGGACAAGGUACAUAUAGCACAGUAUACCGAGCACGAGACAAUGAAAGUGGCAAAAUGGUGGCCCUGAAAAAGGUUCGAUUCGACAACUUCCAUCCGGAGAGUGUGAGAUUCAUGGCACGAGAAAUCACAAUUCUCCGCAGGCUUGAUCAUCCGAAUAUCAUGAAGCUGCUGGGCAUAAUUACUUCCCGAUUAUCAUGCAGCAUUUACCUCGUUUUUGAAUACAUGGAACAUGAUCUUGCCGGACUGCUGUCUUGUCCUGAAAUCUCCUUCACUGAAUCCCAGAUAAAAUGCUACAUGAAGCAGCUGCUGUCGGGGCUGGAGCACUGCCAUACGACAGGGGUGAUACAUCGCGACAUUAAAGUCUCCAACAUUCUCGUAAGCAACGAGGGAGUUCUCAAGAUCGCAGAUUUCGGACUCGCCAACUUCGUGAGCGCGAGGAACAAGCAACCUUUGACCAGCCGCGUGGUCACCCUCUGGUACCGACCACCUGAGCUGCUUCUGGGCUCCACCAAUUACGGCGAGACGGUUGAUCUGUGGAGCGCCGGCUGCGUUUUCGCCGAACUCUUCUCCGGCAGACCUUUCCUUAAAGGAAGAACCGAGGUGGAGCAACUGCACAAAAUCUUUAAGCUUUGCGGUUCCCCGCCGGAGGAUUACUGGAAAAAAUCCAAACUUCCGCUAGCAACUGUAUUCAAACCGCAACAUCCUUAUGAGAGUAUGCUCCGGGAAAGAUGCAGAGAAUUACCCAAAGCCGCCGUGGAUCUUUUGGAGACGCUUCUUUCUGUGGAACCUUAUAAACGAGGAACAGCUUCAUCUGCUCUCCAUUCCCAGUAUUUCAAUUCGCCGCCUUAUGCUUGUGAUCCAUCGAGCUUGGAGAAGUACCCGCCGAACAAGGAGAUGGAUGCGAAACUCCGGGAUGAAGAAAGAAGGAAGAAGGCAAUUACGGCGGCGAGAGGAUCGGCGGCGGCGGUGGCAGCGCCGGCGGCUUCUUCCAAGAAUCCGAGAAAAGGUCGGAAAGUUCUGCAAGAAUCCAGCAGCUUCAGCAAAGUUGUUCCCCACGAGGAGGUGGAGGUGAGUGUUCACUUUUCGCGACGAAACAACAACGGCGGCGGCGGUAGUGGUCCUAAAGUAGCCACCGCGUCAAGGGUGUCGUCAACAAAGCCAUCGUACGAUGAUACGAGGUCCGAUGUUUCUGCGGCGCCGACGGAGUUAUCUCUGGCCGACACCGUUUGCUCCGCCCCUCCAGAAACGGCGGCGGCGAGGACGACGAAAACCCAAAAGCCUGCAGAUUCUUCUUCUUUUUCCUCAAGAACAACGCAUACUAACAAAAACCAAAAACCGAAUAACAUCAUCGGAACAGCAGAUCCUUAUUAUUCCGCGCCGCAAUCCAAGCGAGUAUCGUUUGAUUCGUCAGACAGAAGCCCAGACAACGUCGCCGAGAAACGCGCCAGCCGCAAACAACGAUUGAAAGCCGGACGAAUGCAGUCCUUCGACUCAUCCGAGAUUUUUCAGUCCCGAAAAUCAUCACUGCAGGAGGAUAAUGAAGAUCAGCAUGGAAGGACUGGGCUAAUAGGACCAUUAUUCCAUCAAACAAACAGAUUAUGUGAUAAUGCAAGACAGGACAGCAAAACCCGACAAGCUGCUCGGAGAUCCCGAUUCUCCCGAGAGAAUUUCUAACUUGGAAUGAACUAAGAAGGAAGGAGGACUGCAUGCAUGGAAAUCAGAGCGUACGAACUACGAACCCUCCAUUUCUUUGGGGAGAAAUUAAAGCUCAUCAGAUCAAGCAAAUAUAACAGACAGCAUAUAUACAACGUUAAGUUGAUGUUAAUGCUGUUUAAGGGUUUUUGUCACCUUAAUUUGAAACAAAGAAACAGACAAGAGAUCAGAUUAAAGUUCCAGUCAAGCUGCAUGCAUGAUUCGAGCUAUGAUCCAUAGAAUGCAGAUGAGAUGAAGUGUCUUUCUUUUAUGUUAAAAGAAUGAAGUGAAAAUUUGGCAGGGCGAUGUGAUGUAUAUAUACAUGCAUCAAUACAUACAAUGUAUCAUAUCAUUAUUGUGCUGUAUGUAUAUAGUUCAGAUCAGAGCAGUAUGAUAUCAAUCUCAUCACCUUUUUCCUUUCACUUC
This is a messenger RNA of Ipomoea nil (Japanese morning glory), 2716 nucleotides long. RefSeq names its product probable serine/threonine-protein kinase At1g54610. Lineage: Eukaryota; Viridiplantae; Streptophyta; Magnoliopsida; Solanales; Convolvulaceae. Gene Ontology annotation, biological process: protein phosphorylation; positive regulation of transcription elongation by RNA polymerase II. Gene Ontology annotation, cellular component: cyclin-dependent protein kinase holoenzyme complex; nucleus. The transcript has 9 exons. The record is from RefSeq and is a predicted model, not a curated record. Gene Ontology annotation, molecular function: ATP binding; cyclin-dependent protein serine/threonine kinase activity; RNA polymerase II CTD heptapeptide repeat kinase activity. Bases 170 to 2272 code for a protein of 700 amino acids.